Molecule: messenger RNA, 1626 nt
Organism: Colletotrichum acutatum
Lineage: Eukaryota; Fungi; Ascomycota; Sordariomycetes; Glomerellales; Glomerellaceae
Product: acid phosphatase
Exons: 3
Coding region: 309-1490 (393 amino acids)
Biological process (GO): lipid metabolic process
Molecular function (GO): phosphoric diester hydrolase activity
Source: RefSeq, a predicted model, not a curated record
UCGACCUUGUUAGUCUCGGUCUUCUUCCUGUCACUGCAUGGCCGUGAUAUAACCUUUUCAGAGCUGGUCCUUCACUCUAACCCACGUGCCCUGACUUGACCCGGUUGGCUGGCACCACCGGAUGAACCCUCCGCUUCACUACCGACCCUUCCAUCGAGAGGCUUGAACGGAGCUCUCGGUUACUCUUGGCGAUCUCGCGUGCAGACCUUUCAUAUAUUUAUAAGCAUGCGCUAUCCGUUCCUUCAAAGUUUUGGUUUUGCCUCCUGUGCGUAGUCGCUGUUGUGCUUCUCAUCUCACCACUCUUCGCCAUGUCGCCCAUUUCCAGCCUGGCCCUUAAGGCCGCUCUCCUGCUCCCUCUCGUGAGUGCUGCUUCAUGCAGCAAUGAGACCUACACGCACAAUGGCCUCACCUGGUCUCGCGGUAUCCGCAUGAACCAGGUCCAGGUCGUUGGCACACACAACUCGUACCAUCGCGAGGCACCCCUUGAGGAGCAUCCGACCCAGGCGAUGAUGCUUCCCAACGUCCAGAACUACUACUACUCCCACCCGUCCCUCGACAUUCAGCUCAACUAUCAGUCUAUUCGCAACCUCGAGCUCGACAUCUUCGCCGAUCCCGAAGGCGGCCACUACGCCACGCCCCUCAUCCGCAAGCUCGCGAACCUUUCCACGACUCCAGACCCCGAUCUCCUCGCCCCGGGAAUCAAAGUCCUGCACGUCGCCGAUGCAGACUACCAUCCCACCUGCAAAACAUUCAUUGGGUGCUUGAACAUCGUCAAGAAGUGGAGCCAGGCACACCCUGACCAUGUCCCCAUCCCCUUCAUGAUCGAGUUCAAAACCUCCGAAGCCGCCUUCGCGGCAAUCGGCGGCGCGUCUCCAAUCCCCUGGAACGACACGACACUUCUCAAGGGCCUCGACGAUGAGAUCCGCAGUGUCUUUGCGCCCGAGGACCUUGUUACCCCGGACGACAUCCGUAGGAGCAACUUGACGCUGGAGCAGUCCGUCUUGCAGUAUGGGUGGCCCGACUUGGAGAGUGCCCGUGGUCGCGUGCUCUUCCUGAUGGACAAUGGGCCCGUCAACCCCAUCCGUGACUCUUACACCGAGGGCCGACCUAACCUUGAAGGCCGUGUUCUCUUCACAAACUCUGCGCCCGGAAACUCUGACUGCGCGUUCCAAAAGCUCAAUGACCCCACCGGCACCGAACAGGCCAACAUCCAGGCGCAGGUCAAGGCGGGCUACUGGGUCCGCACACGCGCCGACAUCCCGCUCGAUACGCUGCUGUCCAACGACACAACGGGGAUGCGUGAGGAUGCGUUCUCCAGCGGUGCGCAGAUCGUGUCGACCGAUUUCCAGGCCUACGGCAUGAGCAGCCGCUGGAACGUCGACUAUGCCGUGCGCUUCGAAGGUGGUGCGGCGGUGCGGUGCAACCCCAUCAACGGGCCCGCCGACUGCGCGAGCGAGGCGUUGGAGCCGAUUUCAUAUGUCCGCAACUAGAUGAAGUUUACUUCAAUGUUGGUGAGAUAAGGUGUUUUCUAAUAGUGUAAUAGUAAUAGCAUAAUGAAGCAAUUCGAAGGGCUGGUGCACGUGGACGCUAUCGAUUGACUGUGGAUGGAAUUGAAGAAGCUUCCCC